AUGGCCACCCCCAGUGUUCUCACCUUUGACGCUGAGGGUCGGGCUGUUGACUUUGAGGUCUGGGUAGAUGAUUUGCAGCUUUUCCUCCAGUGCGAUAGGGCAGACGGUCUCUCCCUCUUUGACCUCACUUCUGGUGCCUCUCCUGCCCCUGCUGCUGAUGCUGACGCAAAUGUUCGCUCACAGUGGGCCACGCGCAAUGCUGCUGCCCGCCUUGCUGUGCGCCGCCACUUACCGACCGCUGAGCGCGCGCAUUCUAGUCAGUACAAGAGUGCUCAGACCUUGUACGACGCUGUAGUUGCACGCUACUCUUCCCCUGCCACUGCUGCUCAUAGCCGCCUCAUACUGCCGUUCCUCUUCCCUGACCUCGCCGCUUUUCCCACAGUCGCUGACCUCAUUACACACCUUCGCACUAGUGACAUUCGCUACCGCGCUGCGCGUCCUGCUGAGUUCUGCGCCAAGAACCCCCCUCCUAUGUACAUCACCCUCUACUACAUAGUCACCCGGCUCCCUGACACCCUUCGCUCGGUCAGGGACCACUUCCUCUCUGUUUUCCCCACCACUCUCACCGUUGACCUCCUCGAGGAGCGCCUCCUAGCAGCAGAGAAGAGUAUAGUCGCUGUAGGAGCCUCUGGUGGUGACCCUCGUACCCCUAUCUUUGAGGGGUGCUCCCUCUCCCCCCUCUUGCCCUCUGUUGCCUCUGCUGCUGCGGCCGACCUCGUUGGUCUUGAGUCGGUCGGCGCGGCGUCUGCCCCUAGCAAGAGACGCCGCUCAGGCAAGGGCAAGGGGGGCAAGGGCGCUGGAGGAGCUGGAGGGGGCGGUGGAGGCGGCGGUGGAGGCGGCGGAGGGGGUGGGGGUGGCGAUGGGAGUGGUGGCGGUGGUGGGGGCGCUAGUGGCGGCAGUGGAGGCGGAGGAGGCGGCGGUGGUGGCGGUGCGGGCGGAGGUGGCGGAGGUGGAGGCGGUGGUGGAGGUAGCGGCGGCGGAGGUGGAGCUGGUCGGGGCGGCGCUACGCAGAGGGUCGGCUCCGGUGGUGGUCAGCGCCAGCAGCAGCAGCAGCGCACUCGUGAGACCCCUUCCCCCCAGCAGCUUCGUGAGUGGUACACUGCUCGUCAGCGGGGUGGGGGUGCUGGCACCUGUACCUACGUUCUACGUACCGGCGAGCGCGCGGGUGAGCAGUGUGGGGGUCCGCACUCCACCCAGCGCUGCUUCGGCCGCGUGAUGGACGCUUGGCGUCAUCAGUUCCCUAACGCUACUGAGAUCCCUCGCUGGGGCGAGCUGUUUAGGGCGAGUGUUCCGAUAUUUGAUCUUAAAUAUGAUGCUAUUCUUGCUGCCAUACCGCACCACGCUUACGCUGCUUAG
This is a messenger RNA of Closterium sp. NIES-65, 1356 nucleotides long. The record is from the annotation of a GenBank genome assembly. NCBI's taxonomy places the organism in Eukaryota, Viridiplantae, Streptophyta, Zygnematophyceae, Desmidiales, Closteriaceae.